Capsella rubella is the source of this 699-nucleotide messenger RNA. RefSeq names its product glutaredoxin-C1. The coding region runs from base 130 to 507 and encodes 125 amino acids. Gene Ontology annotation, cellular component: cytoplasm. The transcript is spliced from 4 exons. The record is from RefSeq and is a predicted model, not a curated record. Lineage: Eukaryota; Viridiplantae; Streptophyta; Magnoliopsida; Brassicales; Brassicaceae. Gene Ontology annotation, molecular function: glutathione disulfide oxidoreductase activity. Gene Ontology annotation, biological process: cellular response to oxidative stress.
AAAUUACAAUUCCUGGUUUCGCCAGCAAAGAUUGGCACGAAACUCGAACUGAAGACAUCUGUAGGUGUUGUCGCUCUGUCUGAUUUCUGGUAGAUCCUUAAAAGAUAAACUCUUUCGCUAGGAGAAGAAAUGGGUUCUAUGUUCAGUGCAAACCGAUUGAGCAAGGAAGAAAUGGAGAUCACGAUGAACAAAGCCAAAGAGAUCGUCUCCUCGUACCCAGUCGUUGUCUUCAGCAAGACUUACUGUGGUUAUUGCCAGAGGGUGAAACAGUUGCUGACACAGCUAGGAGCAAGUUUUAAAGUAUUUGAGCUCGAUGAAAUGAGUGAUGGUGGUGAGAUCCAAUCAGCUUUGACAGAGUGGACUGGACAGAGCACAGUUCCAAACGUCUUCAUCAAAGAAAAACAUAUCGGUGGAUGCGACAAAGUGAUGGACAGUAACAAGCAAGGCAAGCUGGUGCCUCUACUUACCGAAGCUGGUGCUAUAGCCAAUAACUCUUCCCAGCUUUGAUGAAACUUGAAACCAGCGUCUUAGGACUUCAAAAGAUAAACUAUGUGAAGAAGAAUGUUAUGUUUAAAAUCAUGAGAAAAGAGUAAUUGUCAUAAAUAAACAAGGAUCCUUGCCCUUGUGUAACUCUGUUUUAUACAAUAACAUCGAAAGUGUAAAAUUGAUUUGGGUGAAAAAAAGCUGCUUACCACUGGA